UUUUACAGCCUCGGAGCCUGCGUCAUUGUCACAUGGCUCAAUUGCUAGUAGAACAUCAAACUGAUGCCUUCUACUACCCAAGUGUUUCCAGACAACCGAAAACUAAUGCGUACUUUGCUUUAUUCUUACAGCGGCAAGGGGAGGGUCUGAGUAUAUUCAUACCAGCGAGCAAACUUCCACGGAAUGCACCUAGAUCGAACUCACUCAUAGCAUGAGGUAUGGAUGAGCACUCUUUCGCGCCACCACCUCCUGCUGGUCCACCACCACUAUUAUCAGAAGAGCAGCUUCUAUUUCUCGCCCGACAAGGCUGGCUAUGUGUCGACUUACCGGCCUCACUAACGCAAAGCAUCCAAGACGUAUUCCGCGAAUCACCCAGCUUCUUUGAAUUUCCCAGUCAGCAGAAAGCCGAAUUGUACCCCAGCAAACAAGGAACCGAGUUCGGUUACUAUCCCGUUGAGAACGAGAAAGAGUACAUCACGUUCCGAUGUCAUGUACACGGCGAUUGUGAAUCUGGGUCUGGAACCAAUACGGAUCCCACCUCGAAUUCGUUGCUUGCAGCAGCUAAAACGCUCGAAUCGAAGAUCGCGCAAGCCUGGCGCGAGGCCGGGCUAUUUCUAUUCAGAAUUCUAUGCGACAUCACACGGGCCAGCGAUCACGAUAUCUCAGCAUGGCACGACAUCCUCGACGGCACGCUUACAUUACCGGCAUCCGAAAACGAGGUGACGUACACACUCAUGCGGCUGUUCAAGUAUCUGCCCACGACGGGCUUCGCGGGCCAACAUACAGACCUCGGGCUCCUAACGCUAUGCGUCGGAGACGGCGAGGGCUUACAGGUCCUCGAUCGAUAUCAUUCAUCACGGGAGACUGGUCCCGUAUGGGUAAAUGCGCCUGUAGGCACCAGCAGAGGAUGUGUGUUGAUAGGCGAGACACUGAAGCUCCUCUCGUCUGGCACGGUGAAUACGGGUAUGCAUAGGGUUGUGGGCAAUCCUAAGGGACGGAACAGCGUGGUCUACGCCUUACGACAUUCGAAUAAACAUAAUAUCGAUUUCAGCCUGUUUGGGGCAGAGGGAUCGAUGACGCCAUUGGAGUUAUGGAAGACGGUGCAGUUUGGAAAGGUCAAUAUUAAUAGCGUCAAGGAGAAACGGGAGGAGAUGCGUGCUAGGUUCAGUGCUGAGAAAUUGAAGAAGGAAGGCAUGCAGAAUGGUGGUGUGCAGCAUGAAGCCGCGCAGAGUGAGAAUUUAGUGACGGGCCAGGGAUAGCAAUGCCAAUUAUGAUUAAGACUCGAUCC
Messenger RNA from Exophiala viscosa, 1288 nucleotides. RefSeq lists its product as uncharacterized. The record is from RefSeq and is a predicted model, not a curated record. The transcript has a single exon. Gene Ontology annotation, molecular function: 2-oxoglutarate-dependent dioxygenase activity. The coding region runs from base 219 to 1259 and encodes 346 amino acids. NCBI's taxonomy places the organism in Eukaryota, Fungi, Ascomycota, Eurotiomycetes, Chaetothyriales, Herpotrichiellaceae.